CCUCCCGCCUUUCCGUACAGAAACAUGGCGCCGUCCUACAUGGGGCAUACGCCUCUUGGUUUAAGAGGGGCCUCCCCCUUCCCGACGCUGAAGAGCGACUGCACUGGCCGCUACCCAUCCGAGCCCGGCGGGGAGGACAGCCCGCAGCGCGGCGUGGGAUGCGGCCUCUGAGGGGCAGAGACUGAACCUCCCUGCCCGCCGCGCAUCGCUCCCCGCCUCCGGCGCGGCGCCGGCCCAGCUCGAUUCGCCGCCCCAGCGACAGCAGGGAGAACGCCGACUCCGCGGCAGGAAAGUGCAUAAACUUAAUUGAGAAUGUCUGAAAACCUUGACAAGUCCAAUACAAAUGAAGCAGGAAAAUCAAAAUCAAAUGAUUCUGAACAAGGCCUUGAAGAUGCUGUGGAAGGUUCUGAUGAAGCUUUACAGAAAAAAGUAAAGAUGGGCUCUCCUAGCACCCAAAGAGUGCAAAGACCUCAUUCCAGUCCUCCUCGUUUUGUGACAGUAGAAGAGCUUCUAGAGGCAGCAAAAGGAGUCACUAACAUGGUUCUAGCUCAUGAAAUUGUAGUGAAUGGAGACUUCCAGAUUAAACCUGUCGAAUUGCCGGAAGACAGUUUGGAGAAGAAAGUAAAGGAGAUUGUACAUAAAGCUUUUUGGGAUUGCUUGAGUGUCCAGCUAAGUGAAGACCCCCCAACAUAUGACCAUGCCAUUAAACUUGUCGGGGAGAUCAAAGAGACUCUCUUAUCUUUCUUGCUGCCUGGUCACACUAGACUGAGAAACCAGAUUACAGAAGUCUUGGAUCUGGAUCUGAUAAAACAGGAGGCAGAGAAUGGGGCCCUUGACAUUUCCAAGCUGGCGGAAUUCAUUAUUGGCAUGAUGGGGACACUGUGUGCACCUGCUCGAGAUGAGGAAGUUAAGAAACUAAAGGACAUUAAGGAAAUAGUGCCCCUUUUCAGGGCAAUUUUUUCUGUGUUGGACUUAAUGAAAGUGGACAUGGCGAACUUUGCUGUCAGUAGCAUUAGGCCGCAUCUCAUGCAGCAGUCAGUUGAAUACGAAAGGAAGAAGUUUCAAGAGCUUUUGGAAAAGCAGCCAAAUUCCCUGGACUUUGUCACCCAGUGGUUGGAAGAAGCCGCAGAUGACCUUAUGAAUCAGAAGUAUAAAAAUGCCCUGCCCGCUGGGGGUGGGGCCACUGGCUCUGGGGACGGCCCCAUGCCAAAUCCUGUUGCUGUCCAGAAUUAUGCGUACUUGAAGCUUCUGAAAUGGGACCACCUCCAGAGACCUUUCCCUGAGACAGUUUUGAUGGAUCAACCUCGCUUCCAAGAGCUCCAGCUCCAGUUGGAGCAACUGACCGUCCUGGGAGCCGUACUGCUGGUCACAUACAGCAUGGCAGCCUCAGGAAUUUCCAGCCAGGCCAGCUUUGCUGAGAAACUCAAGAUGAUGGUGAAGAUCCUGCUAACAGAUAUGCAUCUGCCCUCCUUCCAUCUGAAGGAUGCCCUGACUGCCAUUGGGGAGAAAGUCUGCCUGGAGGUGAGCAGCUGCCUUUCCCUGUGUGGGUUCAGCCCCUUUACCACGGACAAGGAGACCGCGCUGAAGGGCCAGAUCCAGGCCGUGGCCAGUCCUGAUGACCCCAUCCGCAGGAUCAUGGAUUCCCGAAUCCUUACCUUCUUAGAAACCUACCUUGCCUCAGGUCAUCAGAAGCCAUUGCCCACAGUACCUGGGGGAUUGGGUCCAGUCCACAAAGAGCUGGAAGAAGUUGCUAUUAAAUUUGUUCGCCUGGUCAACUAUAACAAGAUGGUCUUCAGUCCCUACUAUGAUGCAAUCCUCAGUAAGAUCCUUGUUAGAUCCUAACACAUGUGCACCCUACACCAGCAGUAUUAUCUACUCCACUCAGAAUACCUGUUCUCAACUAUAAUGUUGCUUUGGAAAAUGGUUCUUUAGUAUGUUUCUAUUUAGUAGGAUUGAUUCUAAGGGAAGAAUAUUUAUUGUGUAUCACUGUUGAAAAGACUUGUUGAAAAUUCACUGAAUUUCAUUUUGAGAGUUUGUAUUUAUGAGUGCAAGUUUACAAAUCAAAGAAGCUUUUGUUAUCUUGAGUUUCAUUUGUAGCAUUCAGCUUUUGAAUGGUUGACUGAUGUGUAUUUCCAUCUCUAGUCUAUCAUGACUGUAGCUGCCUGUCCUUCUGUUAU
Molecule: messenger RNA, 2177 nt
Organism: Molossus molossus (Pallas's mastiff bat)
Lineage: Eukaryota; Metazoa; Chordata; Mammalia; Chiroptera; Molossidae
Gene: TCP11L1
Product: t-complex 11 like 1
Exons: 10
Coding region: 313-1842 (509 amino acids)
Biological process (GO): signal transduction
Source: RefSeq, a predicted model, not a curated record